CGCCUACAAACGCAGCGGCGCUACUAGUGUCAAAUUAUAUCGCCCGGAUCCACUGAACUUGUACUGACAACUUCCGGCAUUUUGUCUUGUGUACUUUUCUUUUCGUCCAAAACUGUCAAGAUGGCUCGCGGACCCAAGAAACAUUUGAAGCGUUUGAAUGCUCCUAGAGGAUGGAUGUUGGACAAAACCGGUGGUACCUUUGCACCACGGCCGUCCACUGGUCCACACAAACUGCGUGAGUCCUUGCCCUUGGUAAUCUUUCUGCGUAACCGACUGAAGUACGCCCUGACUAACAAUGAGGUCACAAGGAUUGUGAUGCAGCGUCACAUCAAGAUUGACGGCAAGGUUCGCACCGAUCCAAAUUAUCCAGCUGGAUUCAUGGAUGUCAUCACUAUUGACAAGACCAGUGAGAACUUCCGUUUGAUCUAUGAUGUUAAGGGUCGUUUCACUGUUCAUCGUAUCACCCCCGAGGAAGCCAAAUACAAGCUUCUGAAAGUUAAACGCGUCCAAAUCGGACCAAAACGCGUCCCCUACAUUCUAACUCACGAUGGACGUACGAUUCGCUAUCCAGACCCGAUCAUUCACCAGAACGAUUCGAUUCAGUACGAUAUCGCCACCGGUAAGGUAAUGGACGUACUCAAGUUCGAACCGGGCAAUCUGUGUAUGAUUACUGGCGGAAGGAAUUUGGGUCGUUGCGGUACGGUCAUCCAGCGUGAGAAGCAUCCAGGAUCAUUCGAAAUUGUGCACGUGAAGGAUUCCACUGGGCACGUUUUCGCAACUCGGUUGACCAAUGUCUUCAUCAUCGGCAAGAGCAUCAAAGCUUUUAUCUCGCUGCCGAAGGGUAAGGGUGUUAAGCUGUCCAUUGCCGAGGAACGCGACCGACGACUGGCUAGCAAGGCUGCACACUAAACAUCCCGAAAGUUUACGAGUGUUAUAUUUGUUCAGUUAAAGUGGCAAGGAAGUAACUUUCGGAAGGUUUAUUUGAAGUUCUACAGCUGUACUCAAAUGCUGAAAAUAACUGAGUAAUGAAAAGCUAAAUAA
This is a messenger RNA of Topomyia yanbarensis, 1041 nucleotides long. RefSeq names its product small ribosomal subunit protein eS4 (gene RpS4). Gene Ontology annotation, cellular component: ribosome; cytosolic small ribosomal subunit. Gene Ontology annotation, molecular function: RNA binding; structural constituent of ribosome. NCBI's taxonomy places the organism in Eukaryota, Metazoa, Arthropoda, Insecta, Diptera, Culicidae. Gene Ontology annotation, biological process: translation. The transcript has 4 exons. The coding region runs from base 121 to 909 and encodes 262 amino acids. The record is from RefSeq and is a predicted model, not a curated record.